Messenger RNA from Hypoxylon trugodes, 1066 nucleotides. RefSeq names its product alpha/beta-hydrolase. NCBI's taxonomy places the organism in Eukaryota, Fungi, Ascomycota, Sordariomycetes, Xylariales, Hypoxylaceae. Gene Ontology annotation, biological process: proteolysis. Gene Ontology annotation, molecular function: serine-type peptidase activity. The record is from RefSeq and is a predicted model, not a curated record. The transcript has a single exon. The coding region runs from base 206 to 922 and encodes 238 amino acids.
GCCAGCCAUUACGUUGUCUAAUUAAUCGGAGUCCUACGAAUACCUUCGGAGACCUGAGAAGACCACAACUUCUCAAUAGUAUAAGAUGAUUUCACAGCCAUAGAAGCGAUUUAUUUUCCUCCUCUUCUUAACCUUUUAAUUAGUCAACUACCUUUACUCAAUACACACCGAAUAUCUACACAUCAGAGCUAACCCCUUAACCACCAUGGCUCCGGACAUAAAGCUCGACUUCUACCCCGCACCGCACCCGAACCGAACAGGGGUCAUCAUACUCCCUGGUGGUGGAUACGGGCGUCUUACUAUGGAUCGUGAAGGCACAGUCCCAGCUCAAUGGCUCAACGAUCGCGACAUAGAUGCAUGGGUACUUUCGUAUACAAUAGUGGAUGAAUCCCAUCCGAGCCCCAUCUUCCCAGCCCCACAGCAAGAUGCGCUAGAGGCUGUAAAACAGAUCCGCGCUUCGGGCCGCGUUGAUCGACUAGGGAUAUGGGGAUUCAGUGCUGGUGGACAUCUAGCAGCUGUGACGGCGACGGAACCCAGCGCAGGUUUGGACUUUGCUAUCCUGGCGUACCCUGUGAUAACUAUGGCUGGGGGUGCUGCACAUGGAAACUCGCGACGAAGGCUUCUUGGAGACGGGUGCGCGGCUGGGAGCGACCUAGAAAAUUCUAUGAGUGCUGAGAAGCGCGUAAAUGGGAACACGCCACCCACAUUUCUAUUCCACUCUUCAAACGACGAUAAUGUCUUAGUACAAAACCCGCUGGAUUUCGCUGCAGCUAUGGCUCAGCAUCAGAGGCCCUUUCAACUUCUGAUUCUGCCAGAUGGCCCGCAUGGGAUUGGACUUGCGUUGGAUUAUGAGCACUGGGAUUGGUCAAGAGAGCUGGAAAGGUGGUUAAAGGAGUCAAUCCCGAAAGGUUCAGUGAACUAGCUAUGGCGGAUGAAAAGGCGUCGAGAAGUUAGAGGUCAAUCGAACGAAAAAAACCCCAUAUGGAACGAUUGCAAUUUUGCUAGGGGUAAGACUAAGGUGGAUACACUACCUAAAGUAAAGACGUGUGAUAUUGCUCGCAUCAUC